CAUCUGUUCCGAGCCGAGAGGAGAGACCCGGCGGCGUCUCAGCGGUUUUCACUGUAACAUUAACAUUUACUGUAUGAGACACACGACGGCUGGACCACAGCUGCCGUGAGGAGUCCGCUCUACACAGGGCUUUAUCCGUAUUCACAGUGAGUGUGUCCGUGUGUGUUUUGUCGGGGUUCGGCUCGUCGUAAUGACCGCCCUGUCGCUGUUGUUGGUGGCUGUGUCCGCCGCGUCGGUUCUGUCCGAGUCCACGGUGUUUUACCGAGAACAGUUUGAAGAUGGAGAUGCUUGGCAGAGUCGUUGGGUGGAAUCCAAGCACAAGUCUGACUACGGCAAGUUUGUCCUGACUGCGGGGAAGUUUUAUGGUGAUGCAGAGAAAGACAAGGGUCUUCAGACGAGCCAAGAUGCCCGAUUCUACGCAAUGUCGUCCCGUUUCAGUGACUUCAGCAACCAGGGUCAACCUCUGGUGAUCCAGUUCACCGUCAAACAUGAGCAGAGCAUCGAUUGUGGUGGCGGUUACAUUAAACUGUUCCCCUCCAGCCUCAACCAGGAGGAUAUGCACGGAGACUCCACCUACAAUAUUAUGUUUGGUCCAGAUAUUUGCGGUCCUGGCACAAAGAAAGUACAUGUUAUCUUCAACUACAAAGGCAAGAACCAUCUUAUUAACAAGGACAUCAGAUGCAAGGACGAUGAAUACACCCAUCUUUACACACUGAUCGUCAACCCUGACAACACCUAUGAGGUCAAAAUUGACAAUAAGAAGGUGGAGUUUGGCAGCCUGGAGGAAGACUGGGACUUCUUACCUCCAAAAAAAAUUAAGGAUCCUGAAGCCAAAAAACCUGAGGACUGGGAUGACAGGGAGAAGAUCCCAGACCCAGAUGAUAAGAAACCAGAGGACUGGGACAAGCCUGAGAACAUCCCAGACCCUGAUGCUAAGAAGCCUGAUGAUUGGGAUGAAGAGAUGGAUGGCGAGUGGGAGCCACCUAUGGUCACCAACCCUGAUUACAAGGGCGAGUGGAAGCCCAGAGAGAUCGACAACCCCGCCUACAAGGGCAAAUGGAUCCACCCUGAGACUGACAACCCAGAGUACACAGCUGACUCCGAGAUCUACAAAUAUGACAGCAUUGGAGUUAUCGGACUGGACUUGUGGCAGGUGAAGUCAGGGACAAUCUUUGACAACUUCCUGAUCACCAAUGAUCCAAACCUGGCAGAGGAAGUGGGCAAUGACACAUGGGACAAAACCAGGGAUGCAGAGAAGAAGAUGAAGGAGAGUCAAGAGGAAGAGGAGCGAAAGAAACGUGAGGAGGAGGACAAGAAGAGGAGAGAAGAAGCAAAGGAGGAAGAAGAGGAAGAGGAGGAUGAGGAGAAAGAUGAGGACGAGGAUGAAGAAGAGGAGGAGGAGCAUGAAGAGGAAGAGGAGGAGGAGGAGGAAGAUGAAGGCACAGACUCUAAACUGAAGGAUGAGUUAUAAAAUCCACAGAGGAACUUCCAAGAGAGAAACCUAACUGAGGUGAUGGACACCAAGGGGGGUGGGGUUCUACAUUUGUUUGUUUACAAAACCAGGAAAUGUGUGAAAAGGGCAAUUAUUAUGUUUUCUGUUAUUAUUAUUGUUAUUAUUAUUAUUAUUAUUAUUAUUAUUACAUUAUUAUUAUUAUUAUUAUUAUUAUUAUUAUUAUUAUAUUAAACUAUAACUAGUAAUAGGAAGUUCAUUACAAAAAUGUUAUCAUGAAUGUGAAGACCACAAAUUCUAAAAGUACCAACUGAUGUUUGUGUUUUGUAAAAAUCUUGGGUUUUAAGUAUAAUGUUGUGAUGGCAUGAAAGCUGUUGGUAUAUGAAUAAUACCUUAACAAUGCUUUGUUUACCUCAUGUGUUUUGUUUGUUUUAUUAAUCUGUGUCACAUGUCUUUUUUCUGGUCUUUUAAAAAUAUUCAUGUCUCUAAAUCUUUCUCUGGUCCUCAAUCUCUAGGGAUUUGAUGGCAUCUUAUACUGUGUCGUUAUAUCUUAACCUGUCUACUUGGAACAAAGCUUAAUGACAUGGAGACAAGAGUGCGUCAGUGACAUAUAUUUAACCGCCUGUUGAAUUAAAGCCACCGUUGCCCAUAGGAUGGUACAUAAAAGUUCUCUGAGAUAAAACUCUUUGCAUAGUUUUGUACUGUAUAGUUAACACUUUUUCACUUCAAUGCACAUACUGUAGUCUUGAGUCUGAAAACUCUCUAGUCAAACUCAGAUGUUAAGAGCACUCCAGUAGCAGAAAAACCUCCACUGAUUUAGCCAUUAUCAACUUGAGUCAUAACUGGUGUACAUUCCUCAUUUCUGAUACCGACAUCGCUGCACUGCUGUUCCCCAAAACACUGUCCCAACCAACUGGAAGAUGACCCUUUUGUAACGACACAUUUUGUACUAAUGGUAGUAAGUGAAGUGGAUGAUUUUCAGGUCGCUGUGUACUAAAACAGACAGGUAUCUGUCAAUAAAAACAACCAGAAGAAAAUCAGCAAAAUU
This is a messenger RNA of Sphaeramia orbicularis (orbiculate cardinalfish), 2498 nucleotides long. RefSeq names its product calreticulin (gene calr). Gene Ontology annotation, molecular function: calcium ion binding. The transcript is spliced from 9 exons. Lineage: Eukaryota; Metazoa; Chordata; Actinopteri; Kurtiformes; Apogonidae. Gene Ontology annotation, biological process: ERAD pathway; protein folding. Gene Ontology annotation, cellular component: endoplasmic reticulum; endoplasmic reticulum membrane. Bases 191 to 1471 code for a protein of 426 amino acids. The record is from RefSeq and is a predicted model, not a curated record.